Mycotypha africana is the source of this 1365-nucleotide messenger RNA. RefSeq lists its product as uncharacterized. The record is from RefSeq and is a predicted model, not a curated record. The coding region runs from base 117 to 1307 and encodes 396 amino acids. Lineage: Eukaryota; Fungi; Mucoromycota; Mucoromycetes; Mucorales; Mycotyphaceae. The transcript is spliced from 5 exons.
GUACGGUACGGUACGGUACGGUACGCUUUUUUUUUUUGGGGGGUACGGUACGGUAACGGUACGGUACGCUUUUUCUUUUUUUGGGUACGGUACGGUACGCCAUAAUCCUUAUCACUAUGACUGAUUCUUUUCAUUUGAAAGCAAAUGACGAGCUCAUUAAUGAUUACUCUCUCCCAAGAAAGUUUGUUCCAGGGACGGAUUUAAUAAGCAAAGCUGUUCUUACCAAUGACGAAGUCAUCAAUAUUUUAUGCAAAAGUGUCAACAAUAGCCCACAGGAUCAUUACAUGGCUGCCCCAAGUGAAUUCUUGGACAAGAGUGCCUGUGACGUUUUAUACCUCCCAAAAAUGACCCUUAGUGAAUAUUCACCAAUAAUAGUAGAAGUCCAAAAAGUUGUGAAUGAAAAAUACAUGUCUCGCGCAACACGCUACUCCACGUUGGUUUACGAGAAGUAUAAUAAAUACCCAAUUGUUUUAAUAAUUGGCGUGUCCGCAGUAACCACACCAGUAGCCAGCAAAUUAACUACGGCGAUAGACUACCCGUACUGCCUAGAAGUACCAUGUCUCUUCUGGGCUAAACGCUGUUUAAUAAUGUCUUCUAUAACAUUAUCAAAGAUUGAUCGGGCUGAGCAACUUGCUUCGCUGGCAGCUAUUGGUAUUUUUUUAUGUUCACAAAAAGUGUCGAUAGCCCACCUUGACUACGCCUCUGAUAAUUCUACUAUGCAGCUCUUAUACAAGGUAGCAAGAAUAUAUGUUGAGCAAUUAGCUGGAGAAGAAGCAGAAAAAGCAGAGGCUAUUAAUGCAAUUUGUGAUAAUACGGCAAACCAAAUUGAAAAAAUUAAAAGGCACAUGCAACAAGGGGAUGAAACUGCAAUUGAAAAAGCAAUGCUAUACUUAGAUGAUACCGUUGACUAUCUUAAAAGACAAAAAAGAAAAUAUACAGCAGGAAGGGAGACAACACCUAUUCCCGACACUCCCCCUAUCAAAUAUUUGAAGUCAACACAAUCAAAUCGAACCGCAUACAACAACUUCAGUGAACUUAAUGAUUAUAUAAAACGAUUCCGAAGUGAAAAGACAGGAAGAAUCAGCUGGGUAGAAUGCUUUAAGCAAGGUCACGAAGAAAAGAAAGCAGUAAUCAUGGAGUAUAAAACAACUGAAAGUCUCAGAGGAUACUACAAUAAACAUAUCAAGUCUUUUACCAACAGUACCAUACCCUCUACUUCUAUUAAUACCAUGCCCUCUAUCUCUACUAUUAGCACUAUGCCCUCUGCUCCUACCAAUACCAACACUUGUGAAACGCUUCAAAAGUAAUCAUUUAUGAACAAAUCAUUUAUUUAACAAUAAAAUCUUUUUAUGACACUUAGUAGCC